AGUGAAAGCAAGUUGAAUACAUUGGUGCAGAAGCUUCAUGACUUCCUUGCACACUCAUCAGAAGAAUCUGAAGAAACAAGUUCUCCUCCACGACUUGCAAUGAAUCAAAACACAGUCUAGCCUAAAGUUUGUUCAUCUUUUCUUCCCCCGCAGAUAAAAUCAGUGGUUCUGGAAGUAACUCUGAUAUGAUGGAAAACAGCAAGGAAGAGGGAACUAGCUCUUCAGAAAAAUCCAAGUCUUCAGGAUCGUCACGAUCAAAGAGGAAACCUUCAAUUGUAACAAAGUAUGUAGAAUCAGAUGAUGAAAAACCUUUGGAUGACGAAACUGUAAAUGAAGAUGCAUCUAAUGAAAAUUCAGAAAAUGAUAUUACUAUGCAAAGCUUGCCAAAAGGUACAGUGAUUGUACAGCCAGAGCCAGUGCUGAAUGAAGACAAAGAUGAUUUUAAAGGGCCUGAAUUUAGAAGCAGAAGUAAAAUGAAAACUGAAAAUCUCAAAAAACGCGGAGAAGAUGGGCUUCAUGGAAUUGUGAGCUGCACUGCUUGUGGACAACAGGUCAAUCAUUUUCAAAAAGAUUCCAUUUAUAGACACCCUUCAUUGCAAGUUCUUAUUUGUAAGAAUUGCUUUAAGUAUUACAUGAGUGAUGAUAUUAGCCGUGACUCAGAUGGAAUGGAUGAACAAUGUAGAUGGUGUGCGGAAGGUGGAAACUUGAUUUGUUGUGACUUUUGCCAUAAUGCUUUCUGCAAGAAAUGCAUUCUACGCAACCUUGGUCGAAAGGAGUUGUCCACAAUAAUGGAUGAAAACAACCAAUGGUAUUGCUACAUUUGUCACCCAGAGCCUUUGUUGGACUUGGUCACUGCAUGUAACAGCGUAUUUGAGAAUUUGGAACAGUUGUUGCAGCAAAAUAAGAAGAAGAUAAAAGUUGACAGUGAAAAGAGUAAUAAAGUAUAUGAACAUACAUCCAGAUUUUCUCCAAAGAAGGCUAGUUCAAAUUGUAAUGGAGAAGAAAAGAAAUUAGAUGAUUCCUGUUCUGGCUCUGUAACCUACUCUUAUUCCGCACUAAUUGUGCCCAAAGAGAUGAUUAAGAAGGCAAAAAAACUGAUCGAGACCACAGCCAACAUGAACUCCAGUUAUGUUAAAUUUUUAAAGCAGGCAACAGAUAAUUCAGAAAUCAGUUCUGCUACAAAAUUACGUCAGCUUAAGGCUUUUAAGUCUGUGUUGGCUGAUAUUAAGAAGGCUCAUCUUGCAUUGGAAGAAGACUUAAAUUCGGAGUUUCGAGCGUUGGAUGCUGUAAAUAAAGAGAAAAAUACCAAAGAGCAUAAAGUCAUAGAUGCUAAGUUUGAAACAAAAGCACGAAAAGGAGAAAAACCUUGUGCUUUGGAAAGGAAAGAUAUUUCAAAGUCAGAAGCUAAACUUUCAAGAAAACAGGUAGAUAGUGAGCACAUGGAUCAGAAUGUUCCAACAGAGGAACAAAGAGCAAAUAAAAGUACUGGUGGUGAACAUAAGAAAUCUGAUAGAAAAGAAGAACCUCAGUAUGAACCUGCCAACACUUCAGAAGACUUAGACAUGGAUAUUGUAUCUGUUCCUUCCUCAGUUCCAGAAGACAUUUUUGAGAAUCUUGAGACUGCUAUGGAAGUUCAGAGUUCAGUUGAUCAUCAAGGGGAUGGCAGCAGUGGAACUGAACAAGAACUGGAGAGUGCAUCUGUAAAAUUAAAUAUUUCUUCAAAAGACAACAGAGGAGGUAUUAAAUCAAAAACUACAGCUAAAGUAACAAAAGAAUUAUAUGUUAAACUCACCCCUGUUUCCCUUUCUAAUUCCCCAAUUAAAGGUGCUGAUUGUCAGGAAGUUCCACAAGAUAAAGAUGGCUAUAAAAGUUGUGGUCUGAACCCCAAGUUAGAGAAAUGUGGACUUGGACAGGAAAACAGUGAUAAUGAGCAUUUGGUUGAAAAUGAAGUUUCAUUACUUUUAGAGGAAUCUGAUCUUCGAAGAUCCCCACGUGUAAAGACUACACCCUUGAGGCGACAGACAGAAACCAACCCUGUAACAUCUAAUUCAGAUGAAGAAUGUAAUGAAACAGUUAAGGAGAAACAAAAACUACCCGUUCCAGUGAGAAAAAAGGAUAAGCGAAAUUCUUCUGACAGUGCUAUAGAUAAUCCUAAACCUAAUAAAUUGGCAAAAUCUAAGCAAUCAGAGACUGUGGAUCAAAAUUCAGAUUCUGAUGAAAUGCUAGCAAUCCUCAAAGAGGUAAGCAGGAUGAGUCACAGUUCUUCUUCAGAUACUGAUGUUAAUGAAAUUCAUACAAACCAUAAGACUUUGUAUGAUUUAAAGACUCAGGUUGGGAAAGCUGAUAAAGGAAAAAGGAAACGAAAAAGUUCUACAUCUGGCUCCGAUUUUGAUACUAAAAAAGGCAAAUCAGCUAAGAGCGCUAUAAUUUCUAAAAAGAAACGACAAACCCAGUCUGAGUCUUCUAAUUAUGACUCAGAAUUAGAAAAAGAGAUAAAGAGCAUGAGUAAAAUUGGUGCUGCCAGAACCACCAAAAAAAGAAUUCCAAAUACAAAAGAUUUUGACUCUUCCGAAGAUGAAAAACACAGCAAAAAAGGAAUGGAUAAUCAAGGGCACAAAGGUUUGAAGACCUCGCAAGAAGGAUCAUCUGAUGAUGCUGAAAGGAAACAAGACAGAGAGAAUUUCUCUUCAGCAGAAGGCACAGUUGAUAAAGACACGACCAUCAUGGAAUUAAGAGAUCGACUUCCUAAGAAGCAGCAAGCAAGUGCUUCCUCUGAUGGUGUCGAUAAGCUUUCUGGGAAAGAGGAGAGUUUUACUUCUUUGGAAGUCAGAAAAGUUGCUGAAACUAAAGAAAAGAGCAAGCAUCUCAAAACCAAAACAUGUAAAAAAGUACAGGAUGGCUUAUCUGAUAUUGCCGAGAAAUUCCUAAAGAAAGACCAGAGUGAUGAAACUUCUGAAGAUGAUAAGCAGAGCAAAAAGGGAGAUGAAGAAAAAAAGGAAAUUUCAGACUUUAAGAAAAAAGUAAUUAAAAUGGAACAACAGUAUGAAUCUUCAUCUGAUGGCACUGAGAAGUUACCUGAGCGAGAAGAAAUUUGUCAUUUUCCUAAGGGCAUAAAACAAAAUAAGAAUGAAACAACUGAUGGAGAAAAGAAAAGUAAAAAAAUAAGAGAUAAAACUUCUAAAAAGAAGGAUGAAUUAUCUGAUUAUGCUGAGAAAUCAACAGGGAAAGGAGAUAGUUGUGACUCUUCAGAGGAUAAAAAGAGUAAGAAUGGAGCAUAUGGUAGAGAGAAGAAAAGGUGCAAGUUGCUUGGAAAGAGUCCAAGGAAGAGACAAGAUUGUUCAUCAUCUGAUACUGAGAAAUAUUCCAUGAAAGAAGAUGGUUGUAACUCUUCUGAUAAGAGAUUGAAAAGAAUAGAAUUGAGGGAAAGAAGAAAUUUAAGUUCAAAGAGAAAUACUAAGGAAAUACAAAGUGGCUCAUCAUCAUCUGAUGCUGAGGAAAGUUCUGAAGAUAAAAAGAAGAAGCAAAGAACUUCAUCUAAAAAGAAGGCAGUCAUUGUCAAGGAGAAAAAGAGAAACUCCCUGAGAACAAGCACUAAAAGGAAGCAAGCCGACAUUACAUCCUCAUCUUCUGAUGUAGAAGAUGAUGAUCAGAAUUCUAUAGGCGAGGGAAGCAGUGAUGAACAGAAAAUUAAGCCCGUGACUGAAAAUUUAGUGCUGUCUUCACAUACUGGAUUUUGCCAAUCUUCAGGAGAUGAAGCCUUAUCUAAAUCAGUGCCUGUCACAGUGGAUGAUGAUGAUGACGACAAUGAUCCUGAGAAUAGAAUUGCCAAGAAGAUGCUUUUAGAAGAAAUUAAAGCCAAUCUUUCCUCUGAUGAGGAUGGAUCUUCAGAUGAUGAGCCAGAAGAAGGGAAAAAAAGAACUGGAAAGCAAAAUGAAGAAAACCCAGGAGAUGAGGAAGCAAAAAAUCAAAUCAAUUCUGAGUCAGAUUCAGAUUCUGAAGAAUCUAAGAAGCCAAGAUACAGACAUAGGCUUUUGAGGCACAAACUGACUGUGAGUGAUGGAGAAUCUGGAGAAGAAAAAAAGACAAAGCCUAAAGAGCAUAAAGAAGUCAAAGGCAGAAACAGAAGAAAGGUGAGCAGUGAAGAUUCAGAAGAUUCUGAUUUUCAGGAAUCAGGAGUUAGUGAAGAAGUUAGUGAAUCUGAAGAUGAACAGCGGCCCAGAACAAGGUCUGCAAAGAAAGCAGAGUUGGAAGAAAAUCAGCGGAGCUAUAAACAGAAAAAGAAAAGGCGACGUAUUAAGGUUCAAGAAGAUUCAUCCAGUGAAAACAAGAGCAAUUCUGAGGAAGAAGAGGAGGAAAAAGAAGAGGAGGAGGAGGAGGAGGAGGAGGAGGAAGAAGAAGAUGAAAAUGAUGAUUCCAAGUCUCCUGGAAAAGGCAGAAAGAAAAUUCGGAAGAUUCUUAAAGAUGAUAAACUGAGAACAGAAACACAAAAUGCUCUUAAGGAAGAGGAAGAGAGGCGAAAACGUAUUGCUGAGAGGGAGCGUGAGCGAGAAAAAUUGAGAGAGGUGAUAGAAAUUGAAGAUGCUUCACCCACCAAGUGUCCAAUAACAACCAAGUUGGUUUUAGAUGAAGAUGAAGAAACCAAAGAACCUUUAGUGCAGGUUCAUAGAAAUAUGGUUAUCAAAUUGAAACCCCAUCAAGUAGAUGGUGUUCAGUUUAUGUGGGAUUGCUGCUGUGAGUCUGUGAAAAAAACAAAGAAAUCUCCAGGUUCAGGAUGCAUUCUUGCCCACUGUAUGGGCCUUGGUAAGACUUUACAGGUGGUAAGUUUUCUUCAUACAGUUCUUUUGUGUGACAAACUGGAUUUCAGCACGGCAUUAGUGGUUUGUCCUCUUAAUACUGCUUUGAAUUGGAUGAAUGAAUUUGAGAAGUGGCAAGAGGGAUUAAAAGAUGAUGAGAAGCUUGAGGUUUCUGAAUUAGCAACUGUGAAACGUCCUCAGGAGAGAAGCUACAUGCUGCAGAGGUGGCAAGAAGAUGGUGGUGUUAUGAUCAUAGGCUAUGAGAUGUAUAGAAAUCUUGCUCAAGGAAGGAAUGUGAAGAGUCGGAAACUUAAAGAAAUAUUUAACAAAGCUUUGGUUGAUCCAGGCCCUGAUUUUGUUGUUUGUGAUGAAGGCCACAUUCUAAAAAAUGAAGCAUCUGCUGUUUCUAAAGCUAUGAAUUCUAUACGAUCAAGGAGGAGGAUUAUUUUAACAGGAACACCACUUCAAAAUAACCUAAUUGAGUAUCAUUGUAUGGUUAAUUUUAUCAAGGAAAAUUUACUUGGAUCCAUUAAGGAGUUCAGGAAUAGAUUUAUAAAUCCAAUUCAAAAUGGUCAGUGUGCAGAUUCUACCAUGGUAGAUGUCAGAGUGAUGAAAAAACGUGCUCACAUUCUCUAUGAGAUGUUAGCUGGAUGUGUUCAGAGGAAAGAUUAUACAGCAUUAACAAAAUUCUUGCCUCCAAAACACGAAUAUGUGUUAGCUGUGAGAAUGACUCCUAUUCAGUGCAAGCUCUAUCAGUACUACUUAGAUCACUUAACAGGUGUGGGCAAUAAUAGUGAAGGUGGAAGAGGAAAGGCAGGUGCAAAGCUUUUCCAAGAUUUUCAGAUGUUGAGUAGAAUAUGGACUCAUCCUUGGUGUUUGCAGCUAGACUACAUUAGCAAAGAAAAUAAGGGUUAUUUUGACGAAGACAGUAUGGAUGAAUUUAUAGCCUCAGAUUCUGAUGAAACCUCCAUGAGUUUAAGCUCCGAUGAUUAUACAAAAAAGAAGAAAAAAGGGAAAAAGGGAAAAAAAGAUAGUAGCUCAAGUGGAAGUGGCAGUGACAAUGAUGUUGAAGUGAUUAAGGUGUGGAAUUCAAGAUCUCGGGGAGGUGGUGAAGGAAAUGUGGAUGAAACAGGAAACAAUCCUUCUGUUUCUUUAAAGCUGGAAGAAAAUAUUUAUAAAGUGCUUACUAUAUGCCCAGACAUAAGGACGGAACUGAUAAGCCUAAAUGGUAAAGCUACUUCCUCUUCUAAUCCAAGCAGCCCAGCUCCAGACUGGUACAAAGAUUUUGUUACAGAUGCUGAUGCUGAGGUUUUAGAGCAUUCUGGAAAAAUGGUACUUCUCUUUGAAAUUCUUCGAAUGGCAGAGGAAAUUGGGGAUAAAGUUCUUGUUUUCAGCCAGUCCCUCAUAUCUCUGGACUUGAUUGAAGAUUUUCUUGAAUUAGCUAGUAGGGAGAAGACAGAAGAUAAAGAUAAACCCCUUAUUUAUAAAGGUGAGGGGAAGUGGCUUCGAAACAUUGACUAUUACCGUUUAGAUGGUUCCACUACUGCACAGUCAAGGAAGAAGUGGGCUGAAGAAUUUAACGAUGAAACUAAUGUGAGAGGGCGAUUAUUUAUCAUUUCUACUAAAGCAGGAUCUCUAGGAAUUAAUCUGGUAGCUGCUAAUCGAGUAAUUAUAUUUGAUGCUUCUUGGAAUCCAUCUUAUGACAUCCAGAGUAUAUUCAGAGUUUAUCGCUUUGGACAAACUAAGCCUGUUUAUGUAUAUAGGUUCUUAGCUCAGGGAACCAUGGAAGAUAAGAUUUAUGAUCGGCAAGUAACUAAGCAGUCACUAUCUUUUCGAGUUGUUGAUCAGCAGCAGGUGGAGCGUCAUUUUACUAUGAAUGAGCUUACUGAACUUUAUACUUUUGAGCCAGACUUAUUAGAUGACCCUAAUUCAGAAAAGAAGAAGAAGAGGGAUACUCCCAUGCUGCCAAAGGAUACCAUACUUGCAGAACUCCUUCAGAUACAUAAGGAACACAUUGUAGGAUAUCAUGAACAUGAUUCUCUUUUGGACCACAAAGAAGAAGAAGAGUUGACUGAAGAAGAAAGAAAAGCAGCUUGGGCUGAGUAUGAAGCAGAGAAGAAGGGACUGACCAUGCGUUUCAACAUACCAACUGGGACCAAUUUACCCCCUGUCAGUUUCAACUCUCAAACUCCUUAUAUUCCUUUCAAUUUGGGAGCCCUGUCAGCAAUGAGUAAUCAACAGCUAGAGGACCUCAUUAAUCAAGGAAGAGAAAAAGUUGUAGAAGCAACAAACAGUGUGACAGCAGUGAGGAUUCAACCUCUUGAAGAUAUAAUUUCAGCUGUAUGGAAGGAGAACAUGAAUCUCUCAGAGGCCCAAGUACAGGCGUUAGCAUUAAGUAGACAAGCCAGCCAGGAGCUUGAUGUUAAACGAAGAGAAGCAAUCUACAAUGAUGUAUUGACAAAACAACAGAUGUUAAUCAGCUGUGUUCAGCGAAUACUUAUGAACAGAAGGCUCCAGCAGCAGUACAAUCAGCAGCAACAGCAACAAAUGACUUAUCAACAAGCAACACUGGGUCACCUCAUGAUGCCAAAGCCUCCAAAUUUGAUCAUGAAUCCUUCUAACUACCAGCAGAUUGAUAUGAGAGGAAUGUAUCAGCCAGUGGCUGGUGGUAUGCAGCCACCACCAUUACAGCGUGCACCACCCCCAAUGAGAAGCAAAAAUCCAGGACCUUCCCAAGGGAAAUCAAUGUGAUUUUGCACUAAAAGCUUAAUGGAUUGUUAAAAUCAUAGAAAGAUCUUUUAUUUUUUUAGGAAUCAAUGACUUAACAGAACUCAACUGUAUAAAUAGUUUGGUCCCCUUAAAUGCCAAUCUUCCAUAUUAGUUUUACUUUUUUUUAAAAAAUAGGGCAUACCGUUUCUUCCUGACAUUUGUCAGUGAUGUUGCCUAGAAUCUUCUUACACACAUUGAGUACAGAAGAUAUUUCAAAUUGUUUUCAGUGAAAACAAGUCCUUCCAUAAUAGUAACAGCUCCACAGAUUUCCUCUCUAAAUUUUUAUGCCUGCUUUUAGCAACCAUAAAAUUGUCAUAAAGUUAAUAAAUUUAGGAAAGAAUAAAGAUUUAUAUAUUCAUUCUUUACAUAGAAAAACACACAGCUGAGUUCUUAGAGUUGAUUCCUCAAGUUAUGAAAUACUUUUGUACUUAAUCCAUUUCUUGAUUAAAGUGAUUGAAAUGGUUUUAAUGUUCUUUUGACUGAAGUCUGAAACUGGGCUCCUGCUUUUUAUUGUCUCUGUGACUGAAAGUUAGAAACUGAGGGUUAUCUUUGACACAGAAUUGAGUGCAAUAUUCUUAAAUACUACUGCUCUAAAAGUUGGAGGAGUCUUACAGUUAUCUUAGCAUUGUAUAAACAGCCUUAAGUAUAGCCUAAGAAGAGAAUUCCUUUUUCUUCUUUAGUCCUUCUGCCAUUUUUUAUUUUCAGUUAUAUGUGCUGAAAUAAUUACUGGUAAAAUUUCAGGGUUGUGGAUUAUCUUCCACACAUGAAUUUUCUCUCUCCUGGCACGAAAAUAAAGCACAUCUCUUAACUGCAUGGUGCCAGUGCUAGUGCUUCAUCCUGUUGCUGGCAGUGGGAUGUGGACUUAGAAAAUCAAGUUCUAGCAUUUUAGGAGGUUAACACUGAAGUUGUGGUUGUUAGGUUCACACCCUGUUUUAUAAACAACAUCAAAAUGGCAGAACCAUUGCUGACUUUAAGUUCACAUGAGGAAUGUGCUUUAACAAUUCCCAGUACUAUCAGUAUUGUGAAAUAAUUCCUCUGAAAGAUAAGAAUCACUGGCUUCUAUGCGCUUUUCUCUCAUCAUGUUCCUUUACCCCAGUUUCCUUACAUUUUUAAAAAUUGUUUCAGAGUUGUUUUUUCUUUAGAUUUUGAGGCAAUUAUUAAAUCAAAAUUAAUUCAUCCAAUACCCCUUUACUAGAAGUUUUACUAGAAAAUAUAUUACAUUUUAUUUUUUCUUAAUCCAGUUCUGUAAAAAUGACCUAUAAUUUUAUUCAUGUACAAUUUUGAUUACUUGAAUUCUUAAAGAAAACAUUGUUUUUGGCUAUGGGAGUCAACUCAACAUGGCAAAACCAUUUUGAGAUGAUGAUAUAACAGGUAGUGAAACAACUUAAGAAUUCCAGAAAAAAAAAAAAAGAAAAGAAAACUGGGUGUAGGCUUUGCUUUAAGUAUCACUGGAUUAGAAUGAGUUUAACAUUAGCUAAAACUGCUUUGAGUUGUUUGGAUGAUUAAGAGAUUGCCAUUUUUAUCUUGGAAGAACUGGUGGUAAAACAUCCAAGAGCACUAGGAUUGUGAUACAGAAUUUGUGAGGUUUGGUGGAUCCACGCCCCUCCCCCCCACCUUCCCAUGAUGAAAUAUCACUAAUAAAUUCUGUAUAUUUAGAUAUUAUGCUAGCCAUGUAAUCAGAUUUAUUUAAUUGGGUGGGGCAGGUGUGUAUUUACUUUAGAAAUAAUGAAAAAGACAAGAUUUAUGAGAAAUAUUUGAAGGCAGUAUACUCUGGCCAACUGUUAUCAGUUGGUAUUUCUACAAGUUCGGAAUAUUUUAAACCUGAUUUACUAGACCUGGGAAUUUUCAACAUGGUCUGAUUAUUUACUCAAAGACAUAGGUGUGAAAAUUUUAGGCAACCUUCUAAACCUUUUUCAUCAUGGAUGAAACUAUAACUUAAAGAAUAAUACUUAGAAGGAUUAAUUGGAAAUCAGAGUUUGAAAUAAAACUUGGACCACUUUGUAUACACUCUUCUCACUUGACAUUUUAGCUACAUAAUAUGUACUUUGAGUAUAACAUCAAGCUUUAACAAAUAUUUAAAGACAAAAAAAUCACAUCAAUAAAAUACUAAAAGGCUCAUUUUUAUAUUUGUUUUAGAUGUUUUAAAUAGUUGCAAUGGAUUAAAAAUGAUGAUUUAAAAUGUUGCUUGUAAUACAGUUUUGCCUGCUAAAUUCUCCACAUUUUGUAACCUGUUUUAUUUCUUUGGGUGUAAAGCGUUUUUGCUUAGUAUUGUGAUAUUGUAUAUGUUUUGUCCCAGUUGUAUAGUAAUGUUUCAGUCCAUCAUCCAGCUUUGGCUGCUGAAAUCAUACAGCUGUGAAGACUUGCCUUUGUUUCUGUUAGACUGCUUUUCAGUUCUGUAUUGAGUAUCUUAAGUACUGUAGAAAAGAUGUCACUUCUUCCUUUAAGGCUGUUUUGUAAUAUAUAUAAGGACUGGAAUUGUGUUUUUAAAGAAAAGCAUUCAAGUAUGACAAUAUACUAUCUGUGUUUUCACCAUUCAAAGUGCUGUUUAGUAGUUGAAACUUAAACUAUUUAAUGUCAUUUAAUAAAGUGACCAAAAUGUGUUGUGCUCUU
This is a messenger RNA of Piliocolobus tephrosceles (Ugandan red Colobus), 10172 nucleotides long. RefSeq names its product ATRX chromatin remodeler (gene ATRX). Bases 186 to 7544 code for a protein of 2452 amino acids. Gene Ontology annotation, biological process: chromatin remodeling; replication fork processing. The record is from RefSeq and is a predicted model, not a curated record. The transcript has 36 exons. NCBI's taxonomy places the organism in Eukaryota, Metazoa, Chordata, Mammalia, Primates, Cercopithecidae. Gene Ontology annotation, cellular component: nucleus; pericentric heterochromatin. Gene Ontology annotation, molecular function: chromatin DNA binding; ATP binding.